Molecule: messenger RNA, 987 nt
Organism: Aureobasidium uvarum
Lineage: Eukaryota; Fungi; Ascomycota; Dothideomycetes; Dothideales; Saccotheciaceae
Source: the annotation of a GenBank genome assembly
AUGUCUGGUACCGACUACAAGUUUGAGGGCUGGCUCGGCCACGACCCCAGCUCCGCGAUNGACGACGUCGACAUCAAGGUUUCCCACUGUGGUAUCUGCGGUUCUGAUCUUCACAUGCUGAAGAGUGGCUGGGGCGAGACACCUUACCCUUGCUGUGUCGGCCACGAGAUUGUCGGCAAGGCCGUCAAGGUCGGAAGUAACGUCAAGCACGUCAAGGUUGGCGACAGAGGUACACCCACUCGAAUCGUGACCAAAGAUCUCAAUACUAACCGCCUAUANGUCGGCGUUGGCGCUCAAUCGAACAGCUGCGGCAAGUGCGACGACUGCAAGAAUGGUGACCAGAACCACUGCGUGAACACAACCAACACAUACGGCGACAAGUACAAGGACGGCAGCGGCAAGUCCUACGGUGGUUACGCUACCUAUGCGCGUCACCCUGGUAACUUCGUCUUCAACAUUCCCGAAGGCCUCGACAGUGCCGAAGCUGCUCCCAUGCUCUGUGGUGGUGUCACCGUCUACUCGCCUUUGAAGAACUACGGUGCUGGACCUGGCAAGAAGGCAAGCAAGAAGGACGAAGUCCUCAAGCUCGGCGCCGACAGAUACGUCGCUACCGACGAUGACAAGGACUGGCAACAGACCAACCGCCGCACACUCGACCUGAUCGUCUGCACUGUCUCCAGUGGAAAGAUGCCUCUCGAGGGUUACGUCGGCAUGCUCAAGACCAAAGGAACAUUCAUCCAGGUUGGAGCACCAGACGGUGGCGAGCUUCCCAACAUCAACGCCUUCACUUUGAUCGGAAACGGCGUCAAGGUUGGCGGUAGCGCUAUCGGCAGCCCCGAAGAGAUCAACGAGAUGUUGAAGUUGGCAGCCGACCAGAAGAUCCACCCCUGGAUCCAGAAGCGUUCCAUGAAGGACGCCAACGCAGCCAUUGUCGACAUGGAUGCUGGCAAGGCUCGUUACCGUUACGUCCUGUGCAACGACGAGUAA